Pipistrellus kuhlii (Kuhl's pipistrelle) is the source of this 3964-nucleotide messenger RNA. It is a transcript of the gene CNTN3, whose product is annotated as contactin 3. Gene Ontology annotation, biological process: brain development; cell-cell adhesion. NCBI's taxonomy places the organism in Eukaryota, Metazoa, Chordata, Mammalia, Chiroptera, Vespertilionidae. Bases 197 to 3277 code for a protein of 1026 amino acids. Gene Ontology annotation, molecular function: cell-cell adhesion mediator activity. The transcript is spliced from 23 exons. The record is from RefSeq and is a predicted model, not a curated record.
GGCGCCGGCUGCAGGACCGCGGCUGCCCAGACAGACGCGCAGCCAGGCCGGCGGGGUGCGUGGCGCUGCCGGGCGGGGACGGCGCGCACCCUGAAGGCGCACGGAGGCCGCGGGAUCAGAUUAAGGGUUUACCUGAAGAUAAAGCACCCUGUUCAUCAGAGACUGGACCAGAGUUCCUCCCUGUGGGCAAUUAAAGAUGCUGUUGUCAUGGAAACAGAUGGUCCUGCUGUCAUUCAUUGGCUGCCUGGGAGGGGAGCUGCUCUUCCACGGCCCCGUGUUCGUCAGUGAGCCCCGAGACAGCAUGGCCCCCGUCGGUGCUGCGGACCAGAGAGUCACGUUCAACUGCGAAGCCAGAGGCAACCCUGCCCCUCAUUACAGAUGGCAGCUGAACGGAAGCGACAUUGACCUGGGCGUGGAGUCCCAUUACUCGCUGGACGGAGGCGACCUGGUGGUCGUGAACCCCCUCCGGGAUCGGGACGCGGGGAGUUACCAGUGUUUCGCCACGAACGCGCUCGGAACCAUCGUCAGCAGAGAAGCGAAGCUGCAGUUUGCCUAUCUCGAGAACUUCAAAACCAGGAUGCGGAGCGCGGUGUCGGUGCGGGAAGGCCAGGGCGUGGUGCUGCUGUGCGGGCCCCCACCUCACGCUGGAGAGCUCUCCUACGCGUGGAUCUUCAACGAAUACCCGUCCUUCGUGGAGGAAGACGGCCGGAGGUUCAUCUCCCAGGAGACGGGCCACCUCUACGUGGCCAAGGUGGAGCCAUCCGACGUGGGCAACUACACGUGUGUGGUGACGAGCGCGGUGACCGCCGCCCGGGUGCUGGGCUCGCCGACGCCGCUGAUGCUGCGCGCCGACGGCGUGAUGGGUGAAUACGAGCCGAAAAUAGAAGUCCAGUUUCCGGAAACGCUUCCGGCCGCCAGAGGGUCCACCGCGAGGCUGGAGUGCUUCGCGCUCGGGAACCCCGUGCCCCGGAUCACCUGGAGGAGGAGCGACGGGCGGCCUUUGCCCGGGAGAGCGACCCUGCGGAAGUCCGGCGGGGUGCUGGAGAUCCCCGGCUUCGAGCAGGAGGACGCGGGGUCCUACGAGUGCCUCGCCGAGAAUUCCCGGGGGAGAAACGUGGCCCGCGGGCGUCUCACGUACUACGCAAAGCCGCACUGGGUCCAGCUCAUCCGGGACGUGGAGGCUGUGGUGGGAGACAGCCUGCGCUGGGACUGCCGGGCCGGCGGGAAGCCCAAGCCCUCCUACCGGUGGCUGAGGAACGGCGAGGCCCUGGUGCUGGAGGAGCGGAUCCAGCUGGAAAACGGCGCCCUGAGCAUCGUGAACCUGAGCGUGGCGGACGCGGGCAUGUUCCAGUGCGUGGCGGAGAACAAGCAUGGCCUCGCCUACUCCAGCGCCGAGCUCCGGGUGCUGGCCUCCGCUCCGGACUUCUCCGCGGCGCCCAUGAAGAAGCUGGUGCGGGCGCAGGUGGGCAGCACAGUGGGCCUGGACUGCCGGCCCCGAGCCGCCCCCCGGGCCCUGUGCUCCUGGAGGAGAGGAGAGGUGACAGUACGAGAGGAUGGAAGAAUUUCUUUCUUGAAAGACGGAGGGCUCAGCAUAGCCAACGUGACGAAGGCCGAUGCCGGGACGUACACCUGCUUCGCAGAAAACCAGUUCGGGGCGGCCAGUGGCUCCACGCACCUGGUCGUCACAGACCCCACGAGAAUAACGCUGGCGCCGUCGAACAUGGACGUGUCCGUGGGCGAGAGCGUGGUCCUGCCCUGCCAGGUGCGGCACGACCCCCUGCUGGACGUCGCGUUCACCUGGUACUUCAACGGGGCGCUGGCCGGCUUCCAGAAGGACAGCUCCCACCUGGAACAGGCCGGCGGGAGCUCAUCCGGUGAUUUGAUGAUCAGGAACAUCCAGCUGAAGCACGCAGGGAAGUACGUCUGUGUGGUGCAGAGUGCGGUGGACAGUGUCUCCUCAGCCGCUGACCUUGUAGUGAGAGGUUCCCCCGGGCCACCCGCAAACGUGCAGGUGGAGGAGAUCACGGACACCACAGCCCAGGUGUCCUGGACAGAAGGCACCGACAACCACAGCCCCAUCACCGCCUAUGCCGUCCAGGCAAGGACGCCGUUCUCCCUGGGCUGGCAGGCCGCCAGGACAGUGCCCGAGGUCAUUGAUGGGAAAACACACACUGCCACUGUAGUCGAGUUAAACCCGUGGGUGGAGUACGAAUUUCGGGUUGUAGCCAGCAACAAACUCGGAGGUGGAGAACCCAGUUUGCCCUCAGAAAAAGUAAGAACUGAAGAGGCAGCCCCCGAAGUGCCUCCUUCCGAGGUCAGUGGGGGAGGCGGAAGCCGGUCCGAACUGGUGAUAACCUGGGAGCCGGUCCCCGAGGAGCUGCAGAAUGGCGAGGGCUUUGGGUACGUUGUCGCCUUCCGCCCGCUGGGGGUCAGCACCUGGAUCCAGACAGUGGUCACGUCCCCCGAGGCCCCGCGAUACGUGUUCCGGAACGAGAGCAUCGUGCCCUUUGCGCCGUACGAAGUGAAAGUGGGCGUCUACAACAACAAGGGCGAAGGGCCGUUCAGCCCCGUGGCCACCGUGUUCUCGGCAGAGGAAGAACCUACAGUGGCUCCGGCUCACGUCUGGGCCCACAGCCUGUCAUCCUCAGAGAUCCAGGUGUCCUGGAGCGCCGUCCCCUGGAAGCUGAGCAGCGGCCACCUCCUCGGCUAUGAGGUGCGGUACUGGACCAGCGGGGAGGAGGGCUCGCCGCGCAGAGUGAAGGUGGUGGCGGGGGAGACCGCGGCCCGGCUCCACGGCCUGAGGAGCCACCUGGUGUACCACGCAGCCGUCCGGGCGUACAACAGCGCGGGCGCCGGGCCCUUCAGCGCCACGGUGAACGCCACCACCAGGAAGACGCCUCCCAGCCAGCCACCGGGAAACGUGGUCUGGAACGCCACUGACGCCAGGGUGUUCCUGAGCUGGGAACGGGUCCGAGCCAUGGAGAAUGAGUCGGAGGUGACGGGAUACAAGGUGUUCUACAGGACGAGCGGCCAGGGCGGCCUGCGGGUGCUCAGCACAAACCAGACGUCGGCCGAGCUGCGGCUGCCCGUCCAGGAGGGCUACGUCGUCCACGUCCGGGCCACCACUGCCGGAGGGGACGGGGCCAGCAGCACGCCCGUCAGGAUCCCGAGGAGAACCAGUUCGGAUGCCAGGGGCUCCCCGUCGGCCAUCGCCAACACCUACCCCGUGUCACGCUGCCUGCCGGCGGUCCUGUUCAUGGCUCACGCCCUGUGGUGAUAGCCACUCUUUUCUACCAUUUACUACAAGUUAAUUGGUGACAAAAAAACAGUGCUUUCCCGAAAUGCAGUGAUUAUGCAUGGUUGUUCCCCCCACCCCCCAACUCUGUAUUUUUAACUUUCUACGUAGGUAAAAUGCAAAUAUAAUUCAAAAGCAAACAGUACAUCCUUUUAGGGGAAUCUGAGAUGCCUUAAUACUUGAUAAACCAAAGGACUUUAUAUAUUAUGUACUUUAGACUUUUGAUAUAUAGGUGUCCCCCCCAAAAUGUAUACACACACGUUGAAUAACUCUAAAGGCGGUGUUUAUUAAAAUACAUUUUGUUUUCAAAAGUGAGCUAUGGGCCAUUUAGGGGUGUACACAUUUUGGGGGGGACACCCUAUAGGUGUUUGUAAGCGAUGGUUUUACACUCUGCCUGUGGGUAAAGACUCCCAUCCUCCCACGUGGUCACAUGUAUGUUUGCUGUGUCUUUCAUUCACUGAGCUUUCAUUGAAUCCAACAGUUAGGGUCCCCGUCAGAGUGGCCCUGUCUGGGGGACUUGAUCCGUGUUCUGUUGAAAGGGUCAGAAGCGCAUUUAGAAACCGCCCUGCUCUGAAGAGGGCGCAUGGGGUUCCAGGGAGGGUUGGAAAAUGCUGAUCUAGGGAGUCCAGGGGGGCGGUUUGGCCCCAGUGUCCUAGGGAGGGGGUGGGA